Cercopithifilaria johnstoni is the source of this 1332-nucleotide messenger RNA. The record is from the annotation of a GenBank genome assembly. Lineage: Eukaryota; Metazoa; Nematoda; Chromadorea; Rhabditida; Onchocercidae.
AUGGGUAAUGGACUGAGCAGCAAUGGUAGUAAUACUUCCCCAUCACAUUCAUUUUUGUCGAAUAAAAGAUCAAAUGCGAAAACGAAAGGCAAAGUAAUUGUUGUAAAGCAGAGAACGAAUUCGAUGGGCCCAUCAUGUUCCAGAAAUGAUGACAUAAUGAAACGCUUUCUAGAAAUCCCGAAAUUUUAUCCGAUUUUGAAAAGUUCUUUAAAUCAGCCAGGUUUACGUGAUCAGCCGGAGACAAUAUUCAAAAUUAAUGCUCGCCCAUUGUUGAAAUUUGCCUAUCGUUUACAAGAGCAUUUGUCACGGUGUGCUAAUGCUGUGGUUAUGAGACAGGAAUCGCUGGGAAAUUCGAUGAAAGAUGUGGAUCGCGAUAUUGCACUUUUGUUAGUACAGUUUAAUGAUCGAAAGAGAUCAAUGGAUCGUUUUCAGAAUUAUUUGGAAAAAAUUAGCGAUUUGCAAAUGCAUAUUUCAAAUUUUCGGUUUCUUUUCCAAGAUCUAAUGUCAGCGGUUGAAACCCUGAAUGAAAUCCUACCAGAACAAAGACGACUGCCAUUACUGGAUAUUGAUCGUCUUGUAAAUGUUCCAAAAAGUGCAUUAAAUGGAAAAUAUAUUCCAGAAACUGAAAGUAAUACCUACUCAGCAGACAACAAUCAAGAUGAUUUGCAUAUCAAGCCUGUUGAAGAGAUGAAACCGCUCGGGACGAAACAGAUUGUUGCAUUUGUUAAUUAUUUCUUGAUGAGAAAUGUUGAGAUGCUGCAAAAUUUUGUAUCUAAUGUUGAGCGAAGAAUUGUCGACAUGGAAAGGCGUUUGAAUCGAGUGGAAGUGGAGUUGAAACUUUUGGAACUUAAAUUAGAUAGUGUGCCAGGUCUGCAGAUCAUAGUUUCGAAAGCCACUGAGUUAUCUGAGAAACAACAAAAUGAUGGUCCACUUUUUAGUGGAAUUACGAUGGAAGAUACUAUGAAGAAGGACAGAGUAGUUCAGAAUGCGGAAGUAGUUAAUUCAGAACCAUUAUCUGCUUCGAGUUCUACCGCUACCCUUGAAAGACCACAUGAAUUGAUGGUUUCGAAAGCGUCUUCUAUGAAACAAAAUCAUUGCCUUCACAUUCGAGAUGACCCUCGCUAUGCUAUUUAUUUUAAAAUGCUUAAAAUGGGAGUACCCGAAUGCGCGGUAAAGCAAAAGAUGGCGAGUCAAGGAAUUGACACAGCACUUCUCCAAACACCAGACGCACUAUCUGAUUUACAUGAAGAUACGACAGCUAGCAUUGAAGGCAACGAAUCAACAAGUACUGAUAACGACGACCAGAAUUCCAUAUCUUCCAGUGAUUAUUGA